AUUUGACAUUUGACUGAUUUGACAAUUUAGUGACAGCAGUGACAGCACGAGAUCAAAACUUCAGCUUUUUUAAAGAAAUUGUGUUUGUACGAAUGUACAGUUAAUUAACAAUAAACAAAUGCAAAAGAAUGUACUGCAGUAGCUAAAAUAUGGAAAUAUCUAACAAAUACUGCAUAUAUGUGGGAACUACUCGAGGAGUGCUACAGUGUAGCUAUUGUAAACCAGAUGAAAAAGUAGCUUACAGUGUUCCAGAACAACAGUCUGAAAUCACAGCUUUGGAAUGGGGGAGAUCUGAAGACGAAAUCAUUGUUGGUUAUAAAAACGAACAAGUACACCUCUACAACUUGAAUCAGAAUAAGUACACAAAAACAAUUAGUAAAUUAGAAGGUGAAGGCCCCAUUGCGGGUAUUGCUCCAGUAAACAAAUCAAUUCUAAUAGCAAAACAUGAUGGGAUUAUAACUCUUUGGAACGGGAAAAAGUCUGAUUACUUUUCUAUAAAUUUAGAAGAAAAAGGAACUCUUGAAGCUAUUAUUUAUAACAAGAAUAGAGAGGAUGUUGUGGGGACAGGAGGUGAAUGUAACGAUUUUAAGUUAUGGAAUCUUGAAACCAAGCAAUGUUUAUUCAAGGCUAAAUCCCUUGGUCAUGAUGAAUUGAAUUUACCCAUUCCAACAUCUAUUAAAGGACUAAUCAGCUUUUCAGAAAGUGAAAAACUGAAUGCUUGCUGCACAAAGGAAGGACAUGUUCUGCUUUACGAUGAACGAGCUCAGAGAAGGCCUGUUGUGAAAUUUCACGAGAAGAAAGCCUGUUAUACUUGCAUAGCAAGUGCUUUUCGGGAAAGGCAGUGUUUGGUGGGCACUACUAGGGGCUACAUGCAAUUACUAGACUUACGAGCUCCUGGGAAGUGUGUCAGAACAUUCACUACUUUUACUGGUAGUGUGACUAGCAUAGCUUGUGAUCCUCAAGAACCACUGGUAGCAACUACAAGUUUAGAUCGAUAUUUAAGGGUUCACCAUUUAGAAACUAAAGAGCUAGUUUACAAGGUUUACCUCAAACAAAAUUUAACAAAAGUAUUGAUGAAACCAUUAGUUAAGGAGGAACCAGAAGAAGUUCCUGAUGCACCAAUAGUUGAUGAAGAAUAUGAGGAAAUAUUCAGUAACAUGGAAGUUGUAACAGAUAAGAAAACAAAAAAGCACAAACAAAAGUCAUUAGUAGAAAGUGGGGUUAAAAAGAAAAAGAAGAAAACCCAGUCUUUGUAAAAACUUAUUUUUUUAAAUAAAGUUAAAUAUUCCAUUAAA
Zophobas morio is the source of this 1295-nucleotide messenger RNA. Its product is annotated as WD repeat-containing protein 74-like. The transcript has 5 exons. The record is from RefSeq and is a predicted model, not a curated record. Lineage: Eukaryota; Metazoa; Arthropoda; Insecta; Coleoptera; Tenebrionidae. Gene Ontology annotation, molecular function: protein binding. Gene Ontology annotation, biological process: ribosomal large subunit biogenesis. Gene Ontology annotation, cellular component: preribosome, large subunit precursor; nucleolus. Bases 150 to 1256 code for a protein of 368 amino acids.